This is a messenger RNA of Loxodonta africana (African savanna elephant), 1416 nucleotides long. It is a transcript of the gene ADGRA1, whose product is annotated as adhesion G protein-coupled receptor A1. Gene Ontology annotation, molecular function: G protein-coupled receptor activity. Lineage: Eukaryota; Metazoa; Chordata; Mammalia; Proboscidea; Elephantidae. The record is from RefSeq and is a predicted model, not a curated record. Gene Ontology annotation, cellular component: plasma membrane; postsynaptic density; glutamatergic synapse. The coding region runs from base 16 to 1416 and encodes 466 amino acids. The transcript has 3 exons. Gene Ontology annotation, biological process: G protein-coupled receptor signaling pathway; cell surface receptor signaling pathway.
UGCACGCUGUCCACCAUGCUCUGGAUCGGGGUGACCGCCAGGAACAUCUACAAGCAGGUGACCAGGAAGGCCCCGCCCUGCACCGGUGCAGACAGGCCACUCUACCCCAAGCAGCCACUGCUCAGGUUUUAUCUCAUCAGUGGAGGGGUGCCUUUCAUCAUCUGCGGGGUCACAGCCUCCACAAACAUCAGGAACUAUGGGACCAAAGAUGGGGAUGCUGCAUACUGCUGGAUGGCCUGGGAGCCCAGCCUGGGUGCCUUCUACGGGCCAGCUGCCUUCAUCGCCCUGGUCACCUGCGCAUACUUCCUCUGCACCUACGUCCAGCUGCGCCGCCACCCCGAGUGCAGGUACGAACUGCGGGAGCGGACCGAGGAGCAGCAGCGGCUGGCAGCUCCGCAAGUGGGCCACGGCCACAGAGCAGGGCCCGGCACAGGGCCCAGCUGCGACGGCCCCGCAGCAUCGCUGCUGCAGAAUGAGCACUCCUUCAAAGCGCAGCUGCGCGCUGCCGCCUUCACGCUGUUCCUCUUCACCGCCACCUGGGCCUUCGGGGCGCUGGCCGUGUCGCAGGGCCACUUCCUGGACAUGGUCUUCAGCUGCCUGUACGGGGCCUUCUGCGUGACGUUGGGGCUCUUCGUGCUCAUCCACCACUGCGCCAAGCGCGAGGAUGUGUGGCACUGCUGGUGGUCCUGCCGCCCCGCCCGCAGGCGCGCCGGGGCCAUGCAGCCCGGCGCCAACGGGGACUGCCUGCAGAACUCACCACACCCGGGUCACGUGGACUGUGGCCACCCGUCCUCUGGCCGCUGCAAGAUGACCAACCUGCAGGCCGCCCAGGGCCACGCCCACUGUCUGUCGCAGGUCACGCCCUGUUGCGCCAAGAUGCACUGCGAGCAGCUGAUGCAGGAGGAGGCCCUGGGAGGCAGCGCCGAGGAUGCCUUUGCCUGUAGCGGUGAAGACGCCUUCAGGCGCGGCCCACACCCGCACCGGUGCCUCCAGGGCAGGACUAAGCCGCCCUUCUUCGGCCGGCCACCAGCAGCCGAGCACGAGUAUGCCUACCACAUCCCGUCCAGCCUGGACGGCAGCCCCCACAGCUCGCGCACGGACAGUCCCCCCAGCUCGCUGGAGGGCCCAGCCGGCGCGCACACUUUGGCCUGCUGCCCCCAAGGGGACCCCUUCCCUGUGGCCAGCCAGCCCGAGGGCAAUGGCAACUGCGCCGCGCUCCACGGCUGCGCCCCGCGGCCCGGCCCAGCCCUUGGCUCGGCCCAUUUUGAGAUGCUCCGCAGGACACAGUCCCUGCCCUUCGGUGGCCCCGGGCAGAACGGAGCGCUCAAGGGUGCAGUGCUCGAGGGCCUGCCCUACGGCGCUGACAGCACGGGCAACAUUCGCACGGGGCCCUGGAGGAAUGAGACCACCGUGUAG